Molecule: messenger RNA, 1065 nt
Organism: Stylophora pistillata
Lineage: Eukaryota; Metazoa; Cnidaria; Anthozoa; Scleractinia; Pocilloporidae
Product: myosin-IIIb
Biological process (GO): regulation of actin filament length; regulation of DNA-templated transcription; peptidyl-serine phosphorylation
Cellular component (GO): myosin complex
Molecular function (GO): protein serine/threonine kinase activity; ATP binding; microfilament motor activity
Source: RefSeq, a predicted model, not a curated record
AUGGCGGUAAACGAAGGUGACGAUCUAGCACCCCUAGAACCCAAGACAGUCAACGAUGGAGCAAUCGUGGAAUUGUUACGGAGAAGAUACAACCACCACCAAAUUUAUACUUCCGUUGCUGAUAUAUUGCUCUCAGUGAAUCCUUUUAAAGAUCUAUCCAUCUAUGGGCCAAAGGUUAUAAAAGCUUACCAAGAUUCACAGCCUAGCAGUCAGUUGUCGCCUCAUGUAUAUUCAAAAUCCAAGGCAAUUGUACGGUCAAUGCACCAUUCAUCAAAAAGUCAGUGUUGUGUGUUGACUGGUGAUAGUGCAUCAGGGAAGACUGAGUCCCUCAAGCACAUUCUGGAUUACGUUGUCAGUGUUUCUUCGCCCACAGGUGCCAGUAUGAAAGCCAAAUUUUCAAAGGUUCAUUUUAUUUUGGAAGCUUUUGGCAAUGCAGUAACUGCACAAAACAGAAACUCAAGCAGGUUCGCAAUGUACUACGAGUUGUACUUUUCACCCGAAAUGAAGUUAUCAGGAGGUUCCUCUACCGAAAAUAUUUUUAUGAUCAGUGAAUAUUUUACAGGAAAGGUGCACCACUACAUGUUAGAAAAGUCAAGAGUUGUUCAUCAAGAAAAGGGAGCAAAGAACUUUCAUGUAUUCCAUUAUCUUUUGUAUGGAUUGGAUAUAGAUGAACAACAAGAGUACAAUUUGAAUGCUGAAUAUCCUCACAGGUACCUCUCCUAUGACCCAUCUGCAGUUCCUCCAGAGGAUAAGACCAGCAAGGAAAUCCUAGGGAAGAAGUAUAUGGAGCUGUUAAAGUGUAUGGAGUCUGUUGGCUUUACUAAAGAGGAAAUUCUCAACAUCUUAAAGUGUUUAGCUGCUAUUCUUCACAUUGGAAAUAUUGCAUUCAGUUCAGCAAACCCACAAACAAACUCAGCAUUUGUGAAAGAUCCUCAGCCUGUGAAAUGUGCUAGUUCACUUCUUGGGAUGUCAGAGGAUGAUAUGGGCGAGUCUCUAAUAAAGGGAAUCACCUACCGAAAAGGUGAGAAGUUUUCAGUGCACAAGUCUGUCAAUCUGGCAAAUUAA